Bombus pascuorum is the source of this 2021-nucleotide messenger RNA. RefSeq names its product protein germ cell-less (gene gcl). Gene Ontology annotation, biological process: germ cell development. The record is from RefSeq and is a predicted model, not a curated record. The coding region runs from base 385 to 1833 and encodes 482 amino acids. The transcript has 8 exons. Lineage: Eukaryota; Metazoa; Arthropoda; Insecta; Hymenoptera; Apidae. Gene Ontology annotation, molecular function: protein binding.
GAAGUCAACCUUGAUAAUCAUAAUUCACUAGCGAUGGGACUACUAGCCAAUGGCUGAAGUGUCACGUGAUUAGUUGUGUUUACCCCUCCACUUCUUUUGACUCGACUUGUUGGACAGAAUGUCUCAUAUCUUUUGUUACGUCACAUGUUUACAUGUGGUAUAUACAUAUAUCUCCAUGUGCACAUGCACAUAAGUAGAUAGGUUACAGCCGUUACAGUCUUACAGGUAUCAAGAGGGACACUUAUACAGACCUUCUUUCUGAACACUGAACACGCACCAAGCCUACAGUUCUCUGCAUUAAAAAAAACAAUGUUGAGAAUUCUGAUGAAUUUAUCGGUGAUUGAACUAGAAAUUUCUUUUGCUCAUUGAAAUACAUAACGAAAAAUGGGAAAUUACAUGAGAAAAAUUGCAUCGAUGUCAAAUAAUGCAGUGCACUCCGUAUACCGUGGUCGUAAACGAAAGUGCAUCGAGGAAGAUGAUUUUGAUUCUGAAUCGGAUUACAUCGAUCGGACGCUUCAAACACCGAAAAAAAGGAAAUUGCUGACAACAGCACAAUACAUUUACAAAACCUUGUUCCAAGAAGAAAAAGGAAGUGAUAUAACUGUGCUCAUGUUGGGCAAAGCAUGGAGGUUGCAUAAAGUUUAUAUUAGUCAGAGUCCGUAUUUUGCAAGUAUGUUUUCAGGAUCUUGGAGAGAAGCAAAUGAGACAGUUAUAAGUGUAGAAAUUGCUGAUCCUAACAUUACAUUGGAUUCUCUUUUGACAGUCUUUGGUUCCUUUUACCAGGACGAAGUCAGUUUAGAACCGAAAGAAGUCAUACCAAUUUUGGCUACCUCUACAUUAUUUCAAUUACAAGGAUUAAUUGACCAAUGUACAGAUAUUAUGGUAGAGACAACGAAUAUAAAAACAGUUGUUCCUUAUUAUAAUGCUGCUGUAUCUUAUGGUGUGCCAGUAGUAAAAAGUGCAGCAAAACGGUGGUUAGAAGUAAAUCUCUUAGGAUAUGGAUGGUUACAUCCUACCUUUUUAAAAGAAAUUACACCUGAUUUGAUGGUUGAAUUGAUUGCUAGUCCUGAUUUAAUUGCUAUGCAAACAGAAUUUUGCAUAUACAUGAUGUUACGUGUAUGGCUAUUCGUUCAUGUACAUAAUAAAGAGGAAACACUUCAAAUUGAUGAAUAUUUUAGAAAUCAUAAAUGGACAAAACCAUUCCUUACAACAGAAGAAGGCAAAGAAUUUGCAGCACCUUUUAAAGUCCUGAGAAUGAAAUAUCUUUUACUGCACGAUCAAGAUGUAAAGAUUUUAUAUAGUGACAAUUUAAUACCACAUGAGUGGUUGCAUAAUGCAUAUAAAGAACAAUGGUUACAUUUACUAAGAAUAGAUGCGAAUAAAGAUCGAGGACCAAGACAAAUGAGUGAAGAAGAGUUUGCUCGUGAAUGUUUCCGUUGCGGAAGGUGCAUUGAAAAAGCUGGUGAGCAUAUUUGGAGAUGGACAGCAUUUCAUUUUGGAUUAGAUUUGGUGGUGUGCUUGGAUAGUACUACUUUGAGGAUUAAGAGAAAUCAUAGAUUAGAUACAGAUCAUAUAAAAGCUAAUCAUAGCAAGCACAAAAUAAUUUUAAAAGUAAGUCUAAUUUCAUUGGACGAACAACGUCAAGUAAAACACAUUCAGAGUUCGGAUAUGCUUAGAUUGUCACUCUAUAAGAACGAAGAAAAACAAGUGAUGUCUCUGGAUGCAGAACUUACUUAUCCUUUAUAUGUAUCAGUCAACAUGCAAGUAGUUACUCCAUUUGUAUCAAAGGAAGAGGAAAAAUCAGCUGAUAUAAUUAUCUUCUCGGAUACUUAGCAUACUGAACAUUCAACGUUUUCGAAACAUUCGAACUGAAUCCGACGUACGCUUACCUCAGAUAACAAACCGGCUGUUCCAAUUUAUAAUACUUGAGUACGAUUAAAUGCUAUAAAUUUUGUUACUCACCCACGUGACUUUUAUAUUGUGGAGAUGCUAAUUUCUGAUUAAAAUUUUUAUAAAUUCAA